Molecule: messenger RNA, 4296 nt
Organism: Moesziomyces antarcticus
Lineage: Eukaryota; Fungi; Basidiomycota; Ustilaginomycetes; Ustilaginales; Ustilaginaceae
Product: RNA polymerase II-associated protein
Exons: 1
Coding region: 1-4296 (1431 amino acids)
Biological process (GO): regulation of DNA-templated transcription
Cellular component (GO): Cdc73/Paf1 complex
Molecular function (GO): RNA polymerase II complex binding
Source: RefSeq, a predicted model, not a curated record
AUGCCGCCGCGCAACAGGACGCUCGAUCUGCCCGUCGCCGUCAACGAGUCCAUCUCGCUCGACCUCGACCCGCUCCCUCCCGCAGAGGAUGUGCAGGUCUUCCUCGAGGCGCUCGCCUACGAGCGUCCCGCCUCCAAGUACUGGACUCGCCUCUCCUCCCAGCUCUUCAUCGAAGGUCGCAUCGACGAGGCGGUACAAGUAGCGUCCAAGGGCGUCCAGGUGCUCGAAUCCUACAAGCCCGCAGAGACGAUCCCGCUGCGCGCAUUCCUCGCCGCCGUGUCGCUCAACAGCGCGCGCACCGCUCCCAAGCUCAUCCUCAACGACGCCAGAUACCAGCGCCUCGGCAAUCAGCAGAUCAAGGACGACUUCUACAGGCAGUCCAACCAGGCCCAAUCGCCCGCUACCACGCUCGAUCCAAAACAGCACAUCAACCAGCUCUCCAAAGCCAUCUUCCUCACCACCACAGGUCAGAACGAAGGCGCACUCGUCGUCUUCGAUGCCAUCCUCAACGCAAACCCCAGGCACGCCCUCGCCCUCCUCGGCAAGGCUUGCAUCCUCCUCCGCAAGCGCCAGUACGCCCCCGCGCUCAAGCUCUACCAGAACGCGCUCGAGGUCAGCCUGCUCGUACAGGCAAACGCCAACGAAAACGCAGACAUCCUCGGCUGGCGCGGCCCCGACCCUCGCGUCGGCAUCGGCCUCUGCCUCUGGGGUCUCGGCCACCACGACGCCGCCAGAAAGGCCUGGAAGCGCGCCGCAAACGUCAACGCCAACAACGCCGCCGCUCACCUCCUCCUCGGCAUCUCCAGCCUCAACCUCGCAAAGCAGACCGCACGCCUCGUCCCCGGCACCUUUGGCGCGCACGUAGACCGAUCCGAGGAAGAAGCCCGCGAGCUCGCCUACACCGAGGGCAUGCAAAGCCUUCAGCAGAGCUGGAAACUCGACAAGAAGAACGCAACCGCCGCCGUCGCCAUGUGCGAGUACUUUAUCAACAGGGCCGCCCAGGCCGAGAGCCAGCCUGGCUCCACCAUCGAGGUCGAGCAGGCCGCCAUGGCACACUACGCCACCGCGCUCAAGCUCGGGGAACACGCGAUCCAGUAUGCAGAGGCGCGCGUCGGCGUCAACCACGCACAGCUCAUCUAUGCGCGCGCCGCCCACCUCGCCUCCCAGCUCACCAUCAACGCCACCCAGCCCGAGCUCAGGCUCCAAGCGCAGCGAUACUACCAGCGUGUCGUCGAAGACGUCACCCGCGCCCUCUCCAGCGCCACCGCCGCCAGUGCGCCCAACAGCGCGCAGCUCAACCUCUUCCUCUCCCUCGCCAGUCUCGGCCUCGCUCAGUGCCAGGUCGCCAAUCGCGAUCCGCUCGCUGCCAUCAACACGCUCGACGUGCUCUCCACCAGACCCGCCAGCACCGUCUCGGCUACGCAAACCGUCGAGCUCUCGCUGCUCGCCGCCAGCCUGCGCGCACAGUCGCAUCCCGGUGCCACCGCCGCAGAGCGACGCGACGACGCAGAGCGCGCACGCAUCAUGCUCGACCGCACUCUUCGCCUCAUCGAGGCCGCCAAACUCGACGCCUUUGGCCCUCAGGCGCUCUUCACCCAGCCCGAUGAGUUGCCGGACGCCACCAAGACCUCGGUGGCUACGGCAGAUGCGGCGACCGACGUGCCACCUGCGCUCGCAAAGGCUUCGCUCGCCAUCCGCACCGAAGAUCUGUCCAAGUCCGCGCUCGAGGCCAUCGCCAGUCUGGGCGCCGAUCCGCUCACGCGCGUCGAAUUCGCAGAGCUGCUUCAGACCGAGGACCUCGCGCGCGCCACCUCGGCGUAUGCAGAGGCUCUCGAGCUCGCCAGAGCCAAGGCUGGCGCUAGCGCAGACGACGGCAAGAUCCAAGACGACGAGAACGCCAACAACGUCGCGCUGCUCGCCAGCCUCGAGACGUGCCUCGGCGCCGUACUUGCCAUGCGUGCCACCGACAUCCCCGCAGCGGACCCGCAGCGCGACGAGGAACGCUCCUGGCUGCUGCAGCGCGCCAUCGCGCGCCUCGAGUCGGCCGUCACUGCUGCUGCCGACGCCGUGAGUGCGUUUGGCGCCACGGCUGCCUCCGCCACCACCACGGCGAGGCUCGAGGCGCAGCGCACCGUCGACGCCGUCAAGCUCAUCGCCUCGUACAACCUCGGCCGCGCCAACGAGGAGGCCGACAACCUCGACGUCGCGCGCCAGGCGUACAAUGCGCUGCUCGGCGCGCACCCCGAGUACAUCGACGCCAAGGUGCGUCUGGCGAUCCUCAGCGUGGCGCACGUGCCCGCCGACGCCGUGGGCGCAGAGGCCGCAGCAAAGAUGAAGGCGAGGCGCGAUGCGGCGAAUGCAUUGCUCAAGGAGGCACUCGACUCGGACCCGGGCAAUCUUGACACGCGCGCCACGUACAUCUGUUUCCUGGCUGGCGAGUUCGCAGCGAGCCCCACGCCGGCCUGGGCGGCGAUCAAGGAGUUUACCGCGCGUCUGUUUGCGAGUGCCAACGACAAGGCGGCGCACGCAGCGUUUGGUGGUGCGGCGGCGGCCAAGGCGGCGACGGAGGCGGGCAGGCGUGACGCCCACACGCUCGCGUCGCUCGGCUGGACGUACUACCAGCUGGCCAUCCACGCGUCCGGACCGACGGCCAAGGCGGAGCGCAGCAAGAACAUGACGCGCGCCACGGAUCUGAUGGGCAAGGCGCUGGCCGAGGAUGCGCGGUGUGCGUUUGCGGCGCAGGGCAUGGCGAUCUUGAUUGCCGAGGAUGCCUUUGCCGAGAUGGCGGGCGGCACCUCGUUGACGCUGCCCGGCGUGCUGGGCGGGGCGCCCGAGGAGCGACGCAAGAAGAACGCCGACGAGGCGUUUGCGAUCCUGGGCAAGCUGCGCGAGGUGCGCGACGAGCCGAGCGUGCACGUGUGCAUGGGCCACGUGCUCAUGCAGAAGGAGGAGUACGAGCGUGCGCACAAGUCGUACGAGCUGGCGGCGCGCCGCUCGGUGGGGGCGGCCAAGGCGGCGGUGGUGCAGUACGUGGCGCGCGCCGAGUACGCGAUCGGGAUGAAGACCAAGUCGUUUGCGAGCCUGCAGAGCUCGCUGGCGCAUCUGGAGGAGGCGCGCACGCUGCUGAUGCACGAUCGCGGCGAGGCCCAUCCAGAGUGCCGCCAGAUCGAGUACAACUAUGCCGUGACGGCGCACAAGGGCUUGCAGAUGCUGUUUGACCUGCAGAAGGACCGCAAGACGGCGCAGGCGCUGCGCGAUGCCAUGGCGGCGGUGCAGCGGGUGCAGCCGCUGCUGGUGGCUCCUGCCGACGCGAGCUCGCCGCAGCCGACGCCGCUGGGCAAGGAGGGAGCGCUGCUGGAGGCGGCUCGGCGCGGGCAGCUGCUGUGGAUGACGCCCGAGAUCGUGGAGCAGCGCGGCAAGUACGGUGCGUCUUCGCUGGUGCAGAGGGCGACGGCGGCGCUGGCGGACCAGGAGAGCUACGAGGCCGAGGUGCAGAAGCACAAGGAGGCGGUGGCGCUGGCGCGGCGCGAAAAGGAGCUGGCGCGCGAGCAGGAGCGCAUGCGCAAGGAGGAAGAGUACCGUGCGCAGGUGGAGCAGAUGGCAGAAAAGCGCAAGGCGCUGCGCGAGGAAGCGGCCAAAAUCGAGUACCUGCGCGAAACUACCCCAGAAAAGGAGCCACGCCGUCGAUCCAAGCGGGACGACGUUACAUCGGGCGAGGAAGAUGCCCCCGAUGCGGCGGCGGAGAAGGGUCGCAAGCGCAAGCGUGCUGCGGGCAAGAAGAAGAAGAAGGCUGCCAAGAAGAGUGCCGAUUCGAGCGAUUCGGGCCUGAGCGACGACGAUGCGCUCUUCGGGGGUGCGGCGAGCGGCAGUGAGAGCAGCGACAACAACGACGACGAGGAUGGCGACGACGAGAUCAUCCGUAACGGCGCCAAGCUUCUUGCCGAGGAAGGCGGCGAGGCGGGUGGAACGCGCAGUGGCAAGUCGAGCAAGCUGUCCAAGCUGGCCAAAUCCAAAAAGAAGGGCACGCGCAAGUCGGCGGGCGAGAGCGGCAAGAAGCGACGCAAGAGCCUCAGACGUGCCAAGGCGCGCGAUACCGACGACGACGACGACAACGACGCGGGAAGUGGCGGAGAGAGCGUCAGCAAGAGCCGCAAGGCAGUGUUUGACGAGAGCAGCGACGAGGAUGGCGAGCCGAGCGCAAAGAAGGCCGCCACGCAGAAGAGGACCAAGAAGGCGCGCGUGACCAACGACAUGAUCGACAGCGACGAGGAGAUGGCACUGCUCGAUAUGGAUUAG